Messenger RNA from Gryllus bimaculatus (two-spotted cricket), 1012 nucleotides. NCBI's taxonomy places the organism in Eukaryota, Metazoa, Arthropoda, Insecta, Orthoptera, Gryllidae. The record is from the annotation of a GenBank genome assembly.
CAUUCACAGAUCCCUCCGCGACCUCUCGCAGCGACAGACCACACUUCUUUACGGAAAGAUGGCUGCCGAACGAGUGUUUACAUUCCUGCUUCUCGUGAUGUUCGCUAUUCAGUUGGUGGCGGCUGGGGUGGUGCGCCCAAGUGAGGCGCCCGCCCAGAGCACGAACGCCUUGGACGACUUCAUGGAGUCGUUGAUCUCCCUGAGCGCCAGACGGCGCAACGACACGGAUCCGAGUGGCGGGAACGUGCUCCAGCGCGUCCAAUCUAUAACCAAUAAGAUGACGGCGCUGGCGGCGACGACGCGUUGCCACAACUCGACGGAAGACUGCGACGUCUUGGACGAAACGCAACGGCUGGUGGCGUCGUGGGUGCGCAGCCACUUGUCCAACGCGUCCACGGGCCACCAAGUGGCCGGGCAGCGGGACGCCAUACGGGAGAACAUGCGCAGGCUGCAACAGCGGCUCAACGAGUCUCUGGCUCGGGCCGAGGAGUUCCCGCAGACCAUAGUCAGCCUCGACACGCGCUGACCGCGUGCUGCUCUGGGCCCCCCGCGCGCGUUCCCGGGUCCUGCGAGUGGGGUGGGCAGAGAGUUUUAUUUUCUUUGGGUUGGGUUUACACGAAAUUUGAGGGCGGGGGUACUAAAGGAAUUUCUACAACCACAGGAUACGUAUUAUAAAGUAGCGCAUCUCCGUGUUUAAUGUGUCAUAUGACCGAGUCUUAUGACGACGUGUUGGUCAGCGACUCUAGUGAUCCGCGCGGCGAUCAAGGUAUUCUAUGCCGCCUUACCAAUUGUAACACAACAUUCUUCUAAAUCUAACCAAAAAGUGAAUGGCUUUGAAUAUAUUUGAAUCUCUUUAUCCAUACAAUAAAUUAGCAUGUGAAGUAGAAGUUUUGAACAAUUUCUAAGGAAAGAAAUGAUUUAAAUCUAAUGAAUUAUAUCCAUUGACCGUGAAAAUUGGAAUCAUUAGGAAUAACAAGUAUUUCUAUACAUUUCAUGAAAAUAUAUAGAAAUA